UUGACAGUGGUGAAUUUUUUCAAUUUAUUUCACGACAAUCCCAAAAACGCAUUUCACGGCCUCACAAACAAUUACUUCAUCAAUUAUUAUUUUGUUUAUGUUCAAAAGCAAUAAUUAGGUGCUACAAUCGAACUCAGCAAUAACACUGUGCCAAAAACUGAACGUUCAAUCCGUCCGUCGUGUUCGCUCUUUGUAAUGGAAAACCUUGAGCAGAGCAACAAUAAAAACGUGUCUUUAAGUUUAAUAGCCGAAUACAGCUCAGAAUCCGAUUCGGAGGACAAAUCCAACGAGAACCCCGCCAACGAUGACUCCGACACGGUGGAGCUCAGCGAGAUGGUGCUCAAGAACAACAUAAUAAACGCAUGUGCUCACGGGCCCCUAUCGAGCACGAGCAACGAGGAGGUCACGAGGCACAUGAUCAUCGACAGCUGCGAGAACGACGUCCUGGAGUACGACGUGACGGAGUACCGGGACGCCGACACCAGCUCCGAGUCCGACACGGACGAGGCCAGCGACAGCGACGAAGACUCCAUAAAGGAUAUCGAAGAGCUCACGAGCGGGGAUGAAGUAGAAGGUGGAAAAGCUGAUAAGAGCAUACCAAAGGUAAAAGGGGAACUCGGUUUGGAUGACCUGCCUCCGAUUGAGGAUUUGGCAAUAAGUCUACCCGCACAAGAAACUACAAAAAUUGGAACAGUUGCAAGUGUUGUAGAUAGAUUGGUUGUGGUGCGAGCAUUCCCAGAAACACCUGCAGUGGAUCUAGACACUGUUUUGUUUCUGGACAAUGGUGCAAAGGCUCUAGGCAAGGUCUUCGAUGUGUUUGGUCCGGUGACAGAGCCCCACUACUGCGUGCGUUUCAACUCGGAGGAGCACGUGAAGGAGCGCGGCGUGUCGGCCGGCAUGGACGUGUACAUCGCGCCGCGUAGCUCAGACCACACCAACUACGUGUUCCUCACUGAGCUCAUGAAAACAAAAGGAUCUGACGCAUCGUGGCUGCACGACAUCGAGCCGCCUCCGAACCAAGUGGAGUUCUCCGACGACGAAGAGGAGAGGAGGGCCAACAGGGCGAGGAAGGAACAGAGGCAGAGGCAGGACGGAGACAGCGGGGAGACCUCCAAGAACCAACCGAGAAAGAUCCUCGAAGCGAAACGAAACCGGCCCACGCAAUCCAGUAGCCGCUUCGGGCCGAACAGAGGCCGAAUGCCCGUCGGCUUCAGGCGGAACCCGGGCUUCCGGCCCCAGAGACCCUGGGACGAUCAAAUGAGGACCCCCCCUCCCCAUCCCGACAUGGGGCCUAUGCCGCCGUUCCAAGCGUUCCCGCCCUUCGGCCCGCCGCACAUGAACCGAUUCAACUUCGGAAGGCCCAUGCGGCCCAACUGGCCCCAGCACUUCCGCCAAAAUGCCCCCGUGUUCGGGGCCAGCUUCUGCAACAUGCCGGGGCCUCAGCCGCAGUGGACUAACGACCCCCCGCCGCCCGGGACGUAGACUAACAUACAGCCUACGCGAGCAAAGUGAUAUAUUAAGUAGUAAAUAGUACUUAUAACAUACUUUUAUUUUACUAGAUGGAUUUGUGUUCUGUGACUUUAUUUACUAGUAUCCAGAGAUGGCGUUGAAAUAUAUUUGAGGCUUUUCAGAAAAGUUUGAUUUGAAUCUUUCUGACGGUCUCGACUGUGAUAUUAAGUGCUGCUAGUGAGUCGCUACCAUUUAAACUACUACGUACGUAGUUAUUAUAUUAUACUACUAUAAAAAUUGUUGGCAAUCAUCUAAUUAUAUCCAUUCAGAUUAUGUAUCGCUCCAUAUAUCAAAAUACCAGAGACAUAUUUUUGUAGAAAAUAGCAAUAAUUAAAUGCACAAUGAUGCAAAGUAUAAAAUAAACACAUAAUAAAAGCAAGUUACGAUGUUUGGUAGUGUCCAAUAAUGUUAUCUGAACACCGCAUUUGUACAAAAUAAAAACUUUACAAA
Molecule: messenger RNA, 1959 nt
Organism: Aricia agestis (brown argus)
Lineage: Eukaryota; Metazoa; Arthropoda; Insecta; Lepidoptera; Lycaenidae
Product: H/ACA ribonucleoprotein complex non-core subunit NAF1
Exons: 5
Coding region: 196-1482 (428 amino acids)
Biological process (GO): pseudouridine synthesis; ribosome biogenesis; box H/ACA snoRNP assembly
Cellular component (GO): sno(s)RNA-containing ribonucleoprotein complex
Molecular function (GO): RNA binding
Source: RefSeq, a predicted model, not a curated record